Molecule: messenger RNA, 1502 nt
Organism: Camarhynchus parvulus
Lineage: Eukaryota; Metazoa; Chordata; Aves; Passeriformes; Thraupidae
Gene: CLP1
Product: cleavage and polyadenylation factor I subunit 1
Exons: 2
Coding region: 99-1376 (425 amino acids)
Biological process (GO): tRNA splicing, via endonucleolytic cleavage and ligation
Cellular component (GO): nucleus; mRNA cleavage factor complex
Molecular function (GO): polynucleotide 5'-hydroxyl-kinase activity
Source: RefSeq, a predicted model, not a curated record
CCGGGCCACCCGCGCUCCCGGCGCGCCGCUCUGGCGUCACUUCUGUCGCGCCCGCGGCGGCCGGGGGACACCGGGCCCGGGACCCCCGCGUCGCCGUCAUGGCGGACGACGGCGGUGAGGAGAAGAAGCAGGUGGCCAAGUUCGAGCUGGAGCGGGAGACGGAGCUGCGGUUCGAGGUGGAGGCGGGGCAGACGGUGCAGCUGGAGCUGCUGACCGGCAUGGCCGAAGUGUUCGGCACCGAGCUCACCCGCAACAAGAAGUUCACGUUCGACGCGGGCGCCAAAGUGGCCGUGUUCACGUGGCACGGCUGCACCGUGCAGCUCAGCGGCCGCACCGAGGUGGCCUACGUGUCGCGGGACACGCCGAUGCUGCUGUACCUGAACACGCACACGGCGCUGGAGCAGAUGCGGCGCCAGGCCGAGCGGGAGGACGAGCGCGGCCCCCGCGUCAUGGUGGUGGGGCCCACCGACGUGGGCAAGACCACCGUGUGCCGCCUGCUGCUCAACUACGCCGUGCGCCUGGGCCGCCGGCCCACCUUCGUGGAGCUGGACGUGGGGCAGGGCUCGGUGUCCAUCCCCGGCACCAUGGGCGCGCUGUACAUCGAGCGCCCGGCCGACGUGGAGGAGGGCUUCUCCCUGCAGGCCCCCCUCGUCUACCACUUCGGCUCCACCACGCCCGGCACCAACAUCAAGCUCUACAACAAGAUCACGUCGUGCCUGGCCGACGUCUUCAAUCAGCGCUGCGAGGUGAACCGGCGGGCGUCGGUGAGCGGCUGCGUCAUCAACACCUGUGGCUGGGUCAAGAGCUCGGGCUACCAGGCGCUGGUGCACGCCGCCUCCGCCUUCGAGGUGGACGUGGUGGUGGUGCUGGACCAGGAGCGCCUCUACAACGAGCUCAAGCGGGACCUGCCCCACUUUGUGCGCACCGUGCUGCUGCCCAAGUCCGGCGGCGUGGUGGAGCGCUCCAAGGACUUCCGCCGGGAGUGCCGGGACGAGCGCAUCCGCGAGUACUUCUACGGCUUCCGCGGCUGCUUCUACCCCCACGCCUUCGACGUCAAGUUCUCCGACGUCAAGAUCUACAAGGUGGGCGCGCCCACCAUCCCGGACUCGUGCCUGCCGCUGGGAAUGUCUCAGGAGGACAACCAGCUGAAGCUGGUUCCGGUGACGCCGGGGCGGGACAUGGUGCACCACCUGCUGAGCGUCAGCACCGCCGACAGCCCCGACGACAACAUCUCCGAGACCAGCGUGGCCGGCUUCAUCGUGGUCACGGGCGUGGACCUGGAGCGCCAGGUCUUCACCGUGCUGUCCCCGGCCCCACGCCCCCUCCCCAAGAACUUCCUGCUCAUCAUGGACAUUCGCUUCAUGGACCUCAAGUAGAGGAGGGGCGGGAUGUGCCUUCCUCCUCCCUGUGCCCCCUCCUUGUCCCCCCAGCGCGGUGUGACCCUGGUGCAGCACCCGCCCUUCGGUUUUAUAUUUUUUGUACGAUUUGCUAUUAAAUCUGGA